AUGGAUUUUUCUCGUUUCAACCAGGCCGAGCAGGCCCAGAUUGCUGCUAUGAUCGAGCACAAGCAGAUGAAGGAUUUCCUUCGUUUGUACAGCAACCUUGUUCAGCGUUGUUUCGAUGACUGUGCUAACGAUUUUACAACAAAGACUCUCACUGGAAAGGAGGGAGAGUGUGUCAACAAGUGUGCCGACAAGUUCUUGAAGCACUCCGAGCGUGUGGGCUCCCGUUUCGCUGAACUUAGCGAAAACAUGCAGGCACCUGGAUCCCAGUAAAAGAGAGAGAAAGAGAGAGAGAAAAACGUCCAUCACACAACUUCCAACAGACCAAUAGAAUGUAGAACCUGUAGAAAAAGAAAUCAGUAGGGUAAACAGGAAAAUCAUACAUAAAAUCAGAUAUAUACAUAAAAUAACGUGUCCUGAAGACC
Molecule: messenger RNA, 422 nt
Organism: Phycomyces blakesleeanus NRRL 1555(-)
Lineage: Eukaryota; Fungi; Mucoromycota; Mucoromycetes; Mucorales; Phycomycetaceae
Exons: 4
Coding region: 1-270 (89 amino acids)
Source: RefSeq, a predicted model, not a curated record